AUGGAUGGAACAUGGGGGUGGCGGCCGUGUCCCGCCGACAAUCCUCACCGGGUUCACCAGCGGUGGAGAUUGCCCAUCUCCAUUCUUGUUCGAAACGGCGUCCAGAACAACGGCUUCAGAAGCCGUUGGAUCCGGGUGCCGGACAGCGCCUUCGUAAGACUGCAUCGACUCGACACCGGUAUCUCCUCGCAGCGUCUGCUGGUAUGCCCACUCCGCAUACCGCUCGGCCUCGGCUAUCUCGGGAUCAGCAACACCCGUCGCGCCAGCGAGCAAGUUUCUCCACGGACUCGCCUCCACCAGUUCGAUCUCCCUCCUCAGCACCCCAGCGUGAUGCUGCGCCCUGGCGACUCCCGGCCGGCGGUUUCCUUCUUCUUGAUGCUCCGGGUCAUCCAGAGCAGCAGCCUCGCACACGUGGGCGUGUUGUGCGGCAGGGCUUGCAUACUUGCCAGCCCGAUGGUUGGGUCCUGGGCGUGCCACGCCUCUAUCGUUCCGGCGAGGUGUUGCAUAGCGCCCGCCUCGGCUCGCUUCCAGUUCGCCUCCCGGCCCUUGAGAAUCUUGACCCGAUCCUCUAUCUUGCCUAUGCUUUGCUUCAACUUCUCCUCCUUCGCAGUAGAGGGUGCCGAGGCCGUGCUCGACGACUCGCCUGCCGGGCGUCCAUGGUUGAUGAUCCUCCUCGGAUUGCCACUCGGUAUUUGGUCCCGGCUCCACAUCUGCACCGAGUCUGCCGUUUCCUCCCGCCUCAUCGUGUGGUUCGCCGACUGCCGUGCCGACUGCACCAAAUAUCGACCCCAUGAGUUCCUCGCCGCAGUCCGACGUCCAAGGCCAGGCACCCCUUUAUAA
Pyricularia pennisetigena is the source of this 840-nucleotide messenger RNA. RefSeq lists its product as uncharacterized. Lineage: Eukaryota; Fungi; Ascomycota; Sordariomycetes; Magnaporthales; Pyriculariaceae. The record is from RefSeq and is a predicted model, not a curated record. The coding region runs from base 1 to 840 and encodes 279 amino acids. The transcript has 2 exons.